ACUUUUUCCACCAAAAAAAAGCCUGCUAGCAGGAAGCCUAGCAGGUUGCCAAAAGCAAGUCAUUUGACAUACAAAGUUUUUUUUAAAGCUCCUGUCCAGCCAAAAGUUUGUUAAACCAUGUUUCCAUAAGACAAUUGUAGUGAUGAAUCUUUGUUUUCCAGUGAAACAUUGUUGCAUUAGCUAGCUGGAGUGCAGAUCUUUGUAAAAUACAUGCAUUUAAAUGUGUCUAAAAAGUUUACUGGAUGUGCUUGGACCAAGGACUUCAGUGGCAUGCCAGAAGAGAUACCCCAGAUUAACAGCAGCAAGGCAGGAGGUUUGAAAUGUGGAAGCUUGUAAUUACUAAAAGGAGAUUAAUUGUCCUCUUGUUCAACUAAUAUUAAGUAUUGAUCUGCCUAUACUUAUUUUAUAUCAAGAAAAAGAGGAUACUUCUGCCAAAAUUUCCAAAGAUUCUGGAAGAUGAUGCACUCAAUAGGUUGAAAGACAUACCCACAUCUAGUUUUGAGUGUCAUUAGAAACUGGCUGAUUUUAAAAGCAUUUUUUGGUCUGAUGCCAUAUGAUGGUCUGAUGUUCCAGGAAUUGCUAGUGUCCAUGAAAAAGUGAGGAGGCUGUGGAAUAAUAAUUUUCUAUCCCAGGUUACAUAUAUGACUUAUACAACCACAUAUUUUAAGGAUUUCAUCACAGUCUCUUGAUCCCUUUCUGAAGCCCUUUAUGUCGGUAAGAAGCAGAGCUUGCCUUCACCUCCAGAAAGGAGCUCACAAGUGGUGGGUACUUUACUUUCUUCCCUUAGAGUCAGCAAUAUCUGGACUGUAGCUGCAUUUGGGUGAUGGAGGGAACCAUAGGGACUAUAGUUCCUCCUAUCUUUGGCUUCAUUUCUAGAGAUGCCAUGGAACCUCUGUUCCCUUGGCUAUAGGAUGCCAAAUGUUGUAGAUCCAAAUAUUAGGGGCCAGAUCUGGAAAUGUUGCUCUGAGCAUGCCAUUACAGCAUACUCCUGUACUUUGGCUGGCUGUAACAGGGAGAUGGGAGAGGAGGGCAGUGGAAUGAGGGUAAUGAGGUUUUCAGUUUACAACAGAUAUUUGUAUAUAAAGGUUCAACUUAAUACAUAGCGUAGGAAGGCCAUUCAUCAACUGUACCAUGGCACCUAACCAUCCUCCAAACUGUAAAAACUUAUUUUACCUGUUAAAUUCCACAGUAUUGUACUUUGUUUAUUUUUAUGUUCUGCAAAGUGUAAAAGAGUGCAAAAGUAUUACUCUUGUUUGCAUAGGAAACAAACCAAAACAAGUCCUUUCCUGACUGUGUUUUCUUUGCCUGGUCAGGCACUCCAGGUGAGGGCAUGUGCUCCUUUCAUAUCUUGAUUACAGCACUUCUAAAGAAAGCAACAUGCAUAGUCCUGCAACUUUGGAGGGAUUAAGGCCAUUACAGGUGACUCCUAUUCUGUUGCUUGUCAAAUGGCUAAAUGGAGCCAUGCAAUGGGUCAUUUAUCUGGUGUCAGCAGCUGAAACUUGCAUGAGAAAAAGCUGUUCUAGCAGCGACAAAAGGAAGCCUGUCACGAAUGUGUAAAACAUGCAUGUAACCUAAAACCUUGUAUUUCUAUUACUGUUAAGAGUGUUGCUCCAAGAACCAAAUGAAGUCAUGAAUGUUGUUUUGGAUAUCUAGCUUAGGAUACUUCAGUGCUUAAAAUUAAUUUAUAUAAAAAUUAAACAGCACAAAAGCGUUUUAAAGUUGUUGUAGUGCCAACGGCAGGUCGGCAGGGUGUGAGUGGUGUUACUGCGUCUCUGCAUAUCCCAAAUAUGUCAAAUACACAUGGUUCUGUGGCACUCUGGCAAUAUCCUUUCCACACCACAGAGAUACAUUACCUGUUGUUGACCCAGACGAUGUCACCACCCAACACAGAUAACCGCUGUCAUUCCCACUGCUGAUGAGUUGUCACUGAGAUGCUGCCAACCAGACUUGCAGAGGAAGUUUGCUGUGAUGGUGAGAUCCCCAAUCACUUGACCGGUAGCUCAAUGCACACGUUGUUCAGAGCUAUUAUCUUGCAGCGUUAUGCAGUUCAAAUGAAGUGCAUUGCAACUAUGUUAGCAGUGUAUUUUGACAAAAUCUUUCAACGUGAAGUAUAGUUUAAUCCACGUAAGAUUAAAAAUCUUUCCAAAAUAUAAAAAAAGAGAGGAAAAAAUAAAAAACUCACCGAGAAAGUAAGAGAUGCACUUUUUUCUCAUUCAAGGACAAGCUUUUGUUACUGACACAGAUGGUAGGGAAAAGUAGCUCCUUUUCUCUCGAGCAGCUGUGAGCUGCCAUGCUGUAGGAGAGGUGUACUGCUAGGGAAGAUGUGCAUAGGUGAUGUGGGCUGCCCAGUGUUCAGCUUCAUCCCAUGGUGUGCAGAAAAAGGUGAAGUAUGAGUCUCUCCUGGCUGUCCUGUGUGGCUGGCUGUACUGCACAGAGUAGCUCUGUCAUCUGGAAAGGGAAGCCUUUUCCAAUCAAUAAUCCACCCCAAAGCUGCCACGCUUACUGAAAUCAUGUAUGCUCCCUUACCUUGAAGGAUUUUUAACUUAUCCUGAAGACCAGCAUAGCAAAUGUCUCCCUGUCACUCUCCAAAUGCUCUGCUUGCACACUCCUGGGAGCUUUGCACUUGCUCUUUAUAGCAGCACUGAAAGCCAGCAAGGUCCUGGGGGAACGACAAGAACCAAGCAGCUCUUGUCCAGCAACAGUGUUUGGGAACCGUAAGAAAAGAUCCAAUUUUAUCUUAGUUCUCAUGAAAAAUGUCACAGGAUGUUUAAUGUCCUUUCUGAGGAAAGACCUGCUGUUUUCCAGAUCUUGCCUGAAAACACAUGCAGUAUUCAGCAAGCCACUUAGUUUAUCUGUCUUGGAAAAACAGAAGGCUGCUGGAAUUUGAAACUUGUUCCAAGAGUCUAGGGUCCAAACCUCUGUGAGUCCUUCCCCUGGUCUGGGGUUUUGAACUGAGUUUGAAAAUUUAAAGACUAGCAGGCAGUGGCAGCAGGACUCCUAAUGGUGUAUGGGCGUGCAGGGCUGGUGUAUGUGAUAGCGGGCCAUCCCUAUGCUGAAGUUUUGGUGUUAUUUCCACCCUCGAGUGCUGCCGGACUUUGCAAUAGGUUAAAAAUACCUUAUGAAAUGCCUGAGAGCACUGAUCCACAAAUCCCAGAACAGACUUUGCCUCGAUGGGGGGGGGGGGGAGAAGCCCUCUUAAUGCGGUGAAAGCACCCGUGGCACUGGUGAGACCCGCUUUUCGCUUUUCUUGUCGGUGAAGGUACCACGAAGGAGGGACUCCGGUAGCAGCUUGACGGAGCCGGGCGAGGGGAAGAGCCGCGCCGAGGCCACCGGGGAGGGGAACCGGUCGACCAGAUGGCCAGUGACCCAUGUGCCGAGCAGCCCCGGCCCACACCUGGCAUGCUGGCUGGAGUCAGCCCCUGCCACUGAGGCCAGGAGGAGGGAGGAAUCACCAUGGCCUCAUCCCAGCGGGCCCGGCACAUUGGCCCUCCUGAUGGAGGCUGGGGAUGGAUGAUCGUUGCUGGCUGCUUCCUUGUCACUAUCUGUACCAGGGCUGUGACAAGGUGCAUCUCCAUAUUUUUUGUGGAGUUCCAGGCAUACUUUGGGCAGGAUUAUGCCAGAACUGCUUGGAUCCAUUCCAUUGUCGACUGUGCUACAAUGCUCUGUGCCCCACUUGGGAGUUUAAUCAGUAAUCAUGUAUCCUGCCAAGUUGGUAUCAUGCUAGGAGGGCUGCUUGCAUCUUCUGGACUAAUUUUGAGCUCAUUCGCCACCAGUCUGGAACAUCUCUACUUAUCAUUAGGAGUCCUUACAGGACUUGGGUUUGCACUUUGUUAUUCUCCAGCCAUUGCGAUGGUGGGCAAAUACUUCAACAAAAGAAAAGCAUUGGCGUAUGGAAUAGCCAUGUCAGGAAGUGGAAUCGGUACCUUCAUCCUGGCCCCCGUAGUCCAGCUCUUAAUUGAGCAGUUUUCCUGGCGAGGAGCUUUACUCAUCCUGGGAGGUUUUGUUUUAAACCUCUGUGUCUGUGGCGCCUUGAUGCGGCCCAUUUCUCUUAAGGAGGAUCGUAAAACUGUUCCUGAGUUUCUUGAACAGGAUCGUGUCCCCGAAACAGAGAAACAAGACUUAAAGCAAAUGUCCAUCUGUUCACCUUUAAUCAAAGUGUGGUCUCGUGACUGUUUAUGCUACUGUUCAUGGAAGGAAUAUGACUUUUUACUGAUGCCAGGCUUCAUGGUGCUGGCAGUGUCAGUUUUAUUUAUGGCAUAUGGAUGUAGCCCUCUUUUUGUCUACCUGGUGCCUUAUGCUUUGAGUGUUGGAGUGAGUCAUCACCAGGCUGCCUUCCUCAUGUCCAUACUUGGUGUCGUAGACAUCAUUGGUAAUAUCACCUUUGGAUGGCUAACAGACAGAAGGUGUCUGAAGAAGCAUCGGUACUUUUGCUACCUCUUUGCUGUGGGAAUGGAUGGCCUCUGUUGUCUUUUCCUGCCAGUUCUCCAAAACUUCCCCUUGCUUGUGCCUUUCUCAUUUACCUUUGGCUACUUUGAUGGAGCCUAUGUAACGCUGAUCCCUGUCAUGACAGCAGAUGUAGUGGGAACUUCCUCAUUAUCAUCAGCACUGGGCGUUGUGUAUUUCCUGCAUGCCAUACCGUAUCUAGUGAGCCCGCCUGUGGCAGGUUGGCUGGUGGACACAACUGGCAGCUAUACUGCAUCAUUCCUCCUGUGUGGAUUUUCCAUGAUAUUUAGUUCAACACUAUUGUGCUUUGCAAGACUAGCAAAGAAAAUCAAAAGAACACAUUUGCGGUCCCUCACUAGUGAUACAGGCAUGAAACAGCACAUGUGGACAAAUGGAGCAAUAGCUUAUUCUGUCACAGCAGAAUUAGACCAAAAGGACAUUGAAUUUUUGGCUGUGGACACAAACAGCUGCAGCAAGAGGUGACAAGUGCCAUCAAGAUUCAGUAGGACACAGCCACGACUGAGACAGAGGUGGCUCCGUAGUGUUACGCUGCUGAAGAUACUACUCCUGUGAACCGAGGCAUCUUUCAAUUAGAUUUUUCUGUCGUGCUUUAGUUGACUAAAAUCUACAUACAGCAGCAGUAAUACCAAGUUAAUGCAGUAAUAGAAGAAAGCUAGAAUGAAAAUAGAGUUUGUAGAUGCAAAUGUUCACAGAUUUAUUUGAAAUGCAAUGUCCACUCCACAGGUAAUCAACAAUUGGCUGUACUCAACAGAAAACGAUAAAGUAAUCAGUCACCAAAACUGAACACUAACAUUUACAUUAUUUAAAAAAUAUUAUUAAUGACCCAAGCUUUUUGAUGUUGUGGUCUAGUAUGUUUCAAUGGACUAAUAACACACACCACCAAAAAACCUCCACAUGUGAUUUAUGCUGAAAGUAUCUCUGGAGCAGCUUUAAUUUUUACAAUGUGCCUGAACUUUGUACAUACAUUCCAGUUUAAUUUCAAAUAUAAUUUUAGACCUACUUUCCCAAGCCCUCUACAGAAAAAAAAAAAAAAAAAAAAUUUUUUCCUCCUGGAUGUCUUUAAAGCUUGAAUUUCUAAAAAUUGAAAUCCCAGAUAUGAUUUUCCAGCUGAUCCUUGUCUUGGAGGGUGGAAGAGGUACUGUGGCAGCUCUGCUAUAUGAAAAGGAGUAAAUUUGUGCCAGAGGACUAGGCAUGCUGAUAGACAAACCUGCUUUAGCUGCAUUAGUUGGAAGAAUCCUAAAGGCAGCCCAGGAGACCAGAGGAGAGGCUCAUGUGCUUUCAAAUACAGAGGCUCUUCCUCUUGUCAAAUCAGCAGCUGUUGGAGAACUUCAGAGUCCAUGCAACCAGAUGACUGAGAGAUUGCUCCCUGACUAGGCUAUGAGUAAAGAGGAUUGUGCUGUGUAUUGCAGUGGCAAGUCUUUCUCCUUUUGGCCCCAGGAGCUGUAUCUUCAGGUGGUGCAAUUUAGUUGUUUGUGCCAUCUGAAGAGAUGUCAGGUCACUUGUCCUUGAUGGCCAGAACACAACAGCUGGGACUUGGUGGUGGUUUCCUGCUACUUGUGUGAGGAAUUCACUACAGCUGGCUGCUUCAUAGGAGCUAGGGACUGAAUGUAGAUCGUGGGUUAAAUUACUGAUCUGAUAAAUAAUGGGAUGUUUCUACAUUUUCAGAAUGAAAAUGUUGUCAACAAUGGAGGAACUUCACAUUCCGCAAUACAAAUAAUUUCAGUAUUUUGAUGCUGUAUAAAGCUGUGUUCUGUCCAAUAACAAAUUGAUCAGAGUCCAAAUAAUUUUCAUUAACACUGACCUAGCAGUUUUGUUAAUCAUCUGCAGUGUAUUCAGUGGCUGCUCAUGGUGUUCUUUUCCACGCUGUGCCUCGGAAGGGAAAGCAACAUAAACUGGUGUUCAUGAAGCUGAUUUAGAUCAAGAGUACAGCCAUAGGGGUAUAAUGUAUUUUUUAAUAUAUAUGUAUGAAUAGCAUGUGUAUCAAGUAGUUUAAUUAUUCAAGCAUAUUUCAAAUAUAAAAUAUUAAAAUUAUUUGACUUCAAUUGUCUGUGAUUAAAUAAAGCAUUUCUCGCUGCCCUGCUUCAGAAGUGUAGUCAGAGCCAGUAGGAUGAUAUAUGUGCACAGACCACAGAAUAAGAGAUGGGAGUGCAAAAACUGCUUAAAGGUAAUGACAUAACCUUUCUUCAGCUCUGCAUGAAAAUUGAGUCCUGGUCCCUAAUAUUGUUUUUAACAUAUAUUCAUUAAAAAAAGACAAAAAUCCUCCAUGAAUGUUUCUUAGUGAGUUAGGAAAAAUAUGCAAAUCUGGAACAAAUGAAGUGGUUUUAUUAAUUAAUACUGAUGAAGAUAAUCUUUUAGAUCUUAAUGCAAUAUUUUAGUAGUAAAGAAAUGGGGCAUAGUAUGGUCUACAAAGAAUAUAAGUAAUUUUAAACAAGUUAUAACCACUGUUAUUUACUUUACAAAAAUUUAAUUACUUUGUUUACCACAUCAUAACAUGUCACUAGUUGUUCAUGUCAGAGCUGCAUAUUGUAAAAGCCUGUUGGAAUAAUGUGACAUGCAUUUUUAUCAUGUAAACUAUACUGUGUAAUACAUUCGUAGCAUUUUUAAUUUUUUUUAUUUCAAGAUAUUUUUUUCAUAGGCUUUUCCCUAUAUGUGUUUAAAGUAGUACUUCUUGUUUUAAAUAUCUUAUUUAGCAACAAACAUUCAACUGGUUUUAUACACAGACCUUUUGUAGAAAACGGUAGGAUUCUUUCAAGGUUUUCUAACACUGUUUCUGCUCUGACUUAAGUCAAUGGAGAAAAGCUUAUAUACCGAAAUGAUGCUUUCUGUGCAUAAAACACACUGUGAAAUACCAGCCCUGUCAUGAAUGUCCCCACAAAGAAGGAAGCGUAACAACCUGCAAGCAGAAGAAAUCGGAAUACAAUUCAGGCUGGUGAAACUUGACACCAGACUUCUACCUCCUAGUCUACACAACCCAAGCUGAACAGUUCAUCUUUAUCCUGCCAUGUGAUAUAUUUCAGGGAACGCAUUGUAGAAGUCUCUGGCUUACAAUAUUUUUAAAGAAUGAUUCAUUGUAUCUGUAAUAUUUUUUCAGACAGGAUAAUAUUCAGGCUGUCCUUCAAGGAGGAGAUUUCCUGGCAUGGCACAGUGCAGCAGUAAAGUGAGAUAGCUGGGCUAGCUGUGAGCAAUUUGCCAGGCUUACGCUGCAUGUUCAGUGAUCUUAGUUGUCUUUUCCAACCUUAGUGAUCAUGUAAUUCUAUGUUCCUGCCAGCCCUGAUGGAUACGAGCAUCGAUGGAUAUGAGCUUGGAUGGAGCACUGCACUGCUGAGCCUGUCUGGCUUCCCAGGAUAGCGUGGUUUGACUUGACUGGGGUAAGAUCUGUCCGAGACAGGAACAGAAAGAUUGUACCUCAGAUGAAUCCUGCCUGGAAUAAUGCUCUGUUCUGUGCAGUAGAUGGAAAUUCAGUGUCAUCAAUAUCUACAUCUUGCUUCAGCAAAGUCCAUGUAAAAUGACAUUGUAAGUGCAGCAGGGAAGUCUUCAAGGAAUCCUUGGAAAUGGUAGCUUCAAAGCUGAAGGAGUGCUGCUCACUGUUAUUAUGCUUCCCAUUUUAUAGAAUCCAACUGUCAUGUGGUCUGUGACCACUUUCACUGGAAACAGAAAGUGAAACUCCAGCUUUUCUCUGAGUCUGCCAAAGAAGCAGAACAGUCUGCAGUUGGAGAAUCGAAACUGCUGCAUCAAUAAGCUGCUCUUUUUCAGCCUGGCUCUGUGCCACAUAUUACUCUGUGUUGUGGCAACAGCUCCCUAGUGCUUCCAGCAUUUACUCUGUUCAAAGGCAGGGGUAUCUAUGAUAGAGGGAAUAUUUCAGUCUAGUGUGGGCUGACCUGGUUAUCAUGUACAGGCUCAGGAAGGAUCAUUUCCUCCUCUUACCUCUGCACCUUUGCACACCUACAUCAUGCUUUAGGCUCCUAUUUUAUUGGUGUUGGGUCAUGCACGUGAGCACAGCCCCUGCCUGUUCUCCUUCAUCCUGUGCCUCCGCAUCACAAGAUCUCUGCUGUUGUACCAGGCCUGUGUUUCUCUGGACUGUGUCAUUGUCUAAGAGUACUAAAUAUCUCAUCCCACCUGCAGGAACUAUUUGUCACUUCUCCCUACAUAAACCCAGAGUUAACCUUUCAUAAAUGAAGUUCAGUUCAAGAAACUGCUGUCACAGUUGUGCCAAGCAAAACAAAGUCACAGGUGGGUCAGGACAAGGUCAAACUGAGCAGACCUGGCAAGCCUCAGUUCCGAGGCCAUGCAAACUCAGUGCAAAGCUUAUGGCCUGUUGGGAGCAACAGCAAUGCUGUGUUACAGAGCU
This is a messenger RNA of Chiroxiphia lanceolata (lance-tailed manakin), 8812 nucleotides long. RefSeq names its product solute carrier family 16 member 12 (gene SLC16A12). The record is from RefSeq and is a predicted model, not a curated record. Lineage: Eukaryota; Metazoa; Chordata; Aves; Passeriformes; Pipridae. The transcript has 9 exons. Gene Ontology annotation, biological process: monocarboxylic acid transport; transmembrane transport. The coding region runs from base 3454 to 4926 and encodes 490 amino acids. Gene Ontology annotation, molecular function: monocarboxylic acid transmembrane transporter activity.